GGUUUCAGAAGCGUCAACCACCCAGCGGGGGGACCGACUGGUCAACCUGUUGAGCCUGAGCUGACCAAGACGACUAAGGACCGUCUUGUGCGUUCCCCCUUCCUUUGUUUUUUCUCUCCCUUUUUUUCUUUUUUUUUUCUUAACUUUUCUAUAGUGGGACAGGCUUUCCGCAGUUGAAAAUCGUUUUGGCGGGCUGCUCAAGGUUUUCUUUUCCUUCCUUCAUAACCUUUUUUUUUCACUUUUUUUUUUUAAUUUUUAAUUUUUUUUCAAUUUUUAAUCUUUUUUUCAAUUCUCAAAUUUUUUUUUUCCUUCUUAAUCUAGUAGUGCUUGCUGAUGCCGGUGGUAGGACAUCUACAAUCGGGAUGUGGAGCUCAGGGCGGACUUUACUUCUCUCGAGGGGGGGUUCCGACUUGUGGGCUGGCAGCUCUCCGCACUGACCGCUGUUAUCCUGUUUAUGGGUACAGUCGCACCCCGUUGUCCCGGACCUCGCUCUCCCGGAUUCUUCGCUGUCCCGGAUGAGUUUCUAUGAAUUAUAAAUUUCUUCACACCGAAACCAAACCUGUUGUCCCGAAUAACUUGCUGUCCCGGACGGAUUCUCAGGAUUUUGGCCGUCCGGGACAACGGGGUGCGACUGUAGUGUAAGUCUUCACGCAGUUUAUUCUUCUUUUACCCUAUCUGCCACUCCGAGUACUAAUCUAAGCUGAUAGGCAAUUUUUUACUUUAUCGACAAAGUUGAGAAGCACUUCCCGGCCGCCGUUGUGGCAGUUCUUGCCGAGAAAAAUGUGAGCAGCCCUUUUGUUUCUUCUUUUUUAUUUUUUUAUUUUUAUUUUUUUAUUAAAAUCUUAAAACUCAAUUGCUAACCUAACUGAAAGUACCUGCCCGCGCCUACACCCCCAAGCAUCGAAACGCCGGCUUCGACCCUGCCUCCAAAGACCAGGAAGUAAGCCCUCUGGCACUCCGGGGCACAAAAAAAAAAAGGGUCCGAUAGCAUUGAUGGUUUUUGGUGGUUAGCAUGGGUUUUAAGCCUUGGGUAUUUUUUUCUGCUGUUUGAAAGGGUUUUCGGCCGAUAUGAAGGGUUCCCACCUGUUGGGAUUGUUUUCGCCCUUGGGAUAGUUGUUUGAUUGUUCGGUUUCUUUUUCGGCUGUUUUAAUGCUUUUUUGGCAUUGCUGCUAUGUUUUUUCUUUUUUAUAGAAAAAAUAAAAUAAAAUA
This is a messenger RNA of Tuber aestivum (summer truffle), 1209 nucleotides long. The record is from the annotation of a GenBank genome assembly. NCBI's taxonomy places the organism in Eukaryota, Fungi, Ascomycota, Pezizomycetes, Pezizales, Tuberaceae.